Messenger RNA from Polistes canadensis, 2669 nucleotides. Its product is annotated as zinc finger protein OZF. Bases 149 to 1879 code for a protein of 576 amino acids. The transcript has 4 exons. The record is from RefSeq and is a predicted model, not a curated record. Lineage: Eukaryota; Metazoa; Arthropoda; Insecta; Hymenoptera; Vespidae. Gene Ontology annotation, molecular function: DNA-binding transcription activator activity, RNA polymerase II-specific; RNA polymerase II cis-regulatory region sequence-specific DNA binding. Gene Ontology annotation, biological process: regulation of transcription by RNA polymerase II. Gene Ontology annotation, cellular component: nucleus.
AGUGUUUUAAAAGGAAAGUGCUUUGACAGAGCGCCGUGAAAGAGAAACUGUUUGCUACCGAAAGCACAAUAUAUUUAAGCAGAUAUGUUAUAACUUUUGAGCCGUUCGAUGGAUAGGAUACGUGACUUCCAUUAGUGAAGUAUAGCAAAUGGAAGGUUUUAAGGUGAAAGAUGAACCGAUGGAUGCAUUAGCCAUAGACAGUCAGGUUAUGGACGAAAAUAUUGUAAGCGUUGUACUUAAAGAAGAACCUGGAGAUAGAUUUGAUCCCGACUACAUGGAGGAUAUAUGCUCUGGUACUUUCGAGAAGGUAUUUUUACCUAUCGAAAACAGCGAAGUGGACUUUUCCAAUGAAAUGGUAAAAUUGGAGUUGGAAGGAGAAACAAGUGGACACCCAAACUGGACGGCACAGAUCACAGCGGCGAACCUUUGCGAAAAAGAAGAUGGUAUAUCGCAUAGGUGUUUAAGUGCAGCAGACUUUAUGCAAGCUCAAGACGCGGAGAAACAUCCGGUAUUUUGUGCAAACGGACAGCAGCCAAAAUUUUAUAAGAUUCAAUGUUCCAUCUGCAAGAAAUGGUUUCUUAACAACGAUUCUAUGGUCACACAUUUAAGAAUGCAUUGUAAUGGGAAUCAGUGCGAGGUUUGUCAGCAAAACUUUCAAGACAGUUCCAGCUUGCAUGCGCAUAUGUUAACACACGUCGGUAUGAGUCCGCUGGAGUGCAAUGUUUGCCAGAAGAGAUUUGCUUAUAAGUGGUGCUUAAGAGAUCAUAUGCAAAUGCACUCGAUGGAUAAGCCAUACGAUUGCGACACUUUGCAACAAGGAUUUAUGAAAAAGCCCGAAAGUAAUGAUGAGCAGUCAUUGAGUACGGGAGAAAGACCCUACGAAUGUGACAUAUGUCAUAAUACCUUCAGAGAAAAAGGAAAUUUGAAUCGACAUAUGCUGAUUCACACUGGAGAGAGGCCCUACAAAUGCGAGAUAUGCUACGCCGCUUUCAGGGAAAAGGCUAAAUUAAAUAUACACAUGCCUAUACACACAGGUUUGAAGCAGUUCAAAUGUACAAUGUGUCAUAGAUCGUUUGCCCAAAAAACUGCUCUCAAUAAUCAUAUGUUGGCUCAUAGCGGAGAAAAGCCGCACGCUUGUAAUAUUUGCGAAAAGACGUACAAAAGGAAAUCAGAAUUAAUUAGGCAUACGAUGGUUCAUACCGGUGAACGACCCUACGAAUGUAAAGAGUGCCUAAUGACGUUUCGGGAAAAAGCUAAGCUAAAUUCUCACAUGUUGGUUCAUACGGGCGAAAAACCACACGAAUGUCAUAUAUGUCACAAAGCGUGUGCACGCAAAUCCGAUUUGAAUAGUCACAUGUUAUUGCAUACCGGCGGCCAAUAUGAUUGCAAGGUUUGCGAUAAAAUUUUUACGCGAAAGUCUGAUCUGAACAGACACACUUUAAUACAUACCGGUGAGAAGCCGUUUGCGUGCGAUCUCUGUGAGAUGGCGUUUAGAGAAAAAACGAGAUUAAAUUCUCAUAUGUUGAUACAUACCGGCGAUAAGAGGCACGCAUGCCAUAUUUGUCAGAAAACUUUUAAAGAGAAGGCAUCUUUGAGGAAACACAUGUUAAGUCACACGGGAGACAGGCCCUACGAGUGUUACGUCUGUCACAAAGCAUUUACGCAAAAAACUACUUUGACCAGUCACAUUUUGGUACAUGCUGGGGAAAGGCCUUAUGAUUGUAGUACUUGUCAAAAAGUUUUUAAAGAUAAAGCUGCGUUAAAGAAGCAUUUAUCGAUGCAUAUCAAUGAAAAAAAUCACGAAUGUUUGAUUUGCUUGAAAAAAUUUAGUCGUAAAGCCGCAUUGAACAUUCACCUCUCGACCCAUCAUACAUCUUAAUCCGUAAAGAUCUAGUCCGAUUUUUCUUUACAUCGAGCGCACCGUAUGCUUGUAGCCGUAUUACAUGCUCUCCGGUCGUACAAUUACAAAAGACGUAUUUUCAUUUCUUUCUUUUUUUCUUCUAUGUACCACAGAAAUAAAUUCAUUUCCAAUAGUAUUUUACGUUCAUUGCAUUGGACAUCCAUAACGGAGAGAAUUAAAUGGACAAACGAUAUCUCUAUAUCUCUUUUUUUUGUUUACUUUAGACUAACCCUUUCGAUACCAAACGACAAUUAUAGUCGUUCUGCAAAGAAACUUUCGCGCUUUACUAAUGACGAUUAUUUUCCAACUAUUUGUUCACUUUGAUUAUCCUAAAAUACCUUUAGUUAUAAUGAAUUUCCUUCAUCAAUACUUGAACAUGUUCAUUGCUAUGUUCUAUUACGGUAAAAUAACAACAUACGCGUCAUAAUUAUUCACUAGAGGGACAAUAUUUUAGUCUUUCGACUGUCCCCAGAGCGAAAUUCUAUUGAUGAAAGACAAAAUUUAAUUGGAAGGGUUAAUUAAUGAAUGAUAACGAAGCCUUACAAUGCACGAUGCACGAUACACGUUACGCGAUAACAUUCAUUAAUAAUAUUACGUAUUAUUUCUUUUCCAUUAGUUUCGAUUAUAACGUAACGCGAUAUCUCUUUUUUUGUUCGAUUCGAUUAUUAUGUCUAAAAAGUGUUAAUGCGAUAAUAAGAAAACGCAAAAAAGUACAAUUUAAUGUAUAUUAUAUGUAAAGUUAAAAAUAACGAAUAUGCAAAUUACGAAA